UGGAGCGUAAAAGAAAAAGAAAUGAAAUACAUACCCCACCAAUAGCAAAUAAAGUUAACAAAAAAAAGGUUUCAAAUACGAAAUAAUCAUCAACUGCGUUUUGAAAUUCAGAACAAAGCCCAAAAAUUUUUGCACUAUAUGGAUCUUUGCCGAUGAUCUUGCCCGUUAUCCAGCUACUUCUAUAGUUUACAGUCACUUGUUUCUUCUCUCUUUCUCUGGCCUUGCUUAUUCAUUUUCUCUACCACUGAAAGAAAUCUAUAAUGGAAUUACCAGAGGAAUGCUGGGAAUCAAUUUUCAGUUUCUUAGAACACCAUCGCUAUUUCGAGCCUCUUUCUUUGGUCUGCAACCGAUUUCUUUCCAUCACCAAUCAUCUCCGUCGGACUCUCACAAUCACUGACCCAACCCUGGAAUCCCUCCCUCGUCUCCUCCUCCGCUUCCCGAACCUAACAACGAUCGUUUUCCGUGACUUCCACGGGAAUCUCGAUUCUGUUCUUUCCCAGAUUUCGCAGUCUGGGUUGCCCUUGAAAUCCCUCGACGUUUCAAACCAGAAGAGUUUUCCUCUGUUGGGUUUGAAACAGUUGGGUUCCAAGAUGAAGAAUUUGACGGAAUUGAAUUGCUCAAACAUUGGGUCUUUGAAAGACUCUGAUUUGAUUGAGAUUGGGAAUUGUUUCCCUUUUCUUGAAGUGGUGGAUAUUAGCUACCCUGACCUUGGAUCCGGGUUUUCCCCUAACCGAUCGGUGGAUUCGAAAAGUUUUCCGAGUUUGGUUACCGAUUAUGGGAUCCUUGGUUUGGCCUCAACGCUCAGAAGAUUGCGAAAGAUUGAUCUUUCUGGUAAUACCUUUAUAACCGAUCAAGCUCUUGUUAGUUUGUCGUUGAAUUGUUUGUUUCUGAGUGAAAUUGGGAUUCGUGAUUGCGAUUUUAUUACCCAGAAUGGAAUUGCUUUGACUAUGUGUACAAGUGGUAAUUUGAAGUCGAUUUUCAUGAAUGGAAUUGGAAUUCCAUCUAUAGAUGUAUGUUUUAAGGAUUCGUUUGCAUAUGCGAGAAGUUUAUGCGAGCUUGAUCUCUCCAAUUCCUUUAUAUCUGAUGAAUUGUUGUGUUCAGUUGCUGAAGCAUGCCUUCCAUUGCAUAAGCUUGUUCUCUCUCGUUGCGUUUGUUUUACAUUUGAUGGGAUUUAUCUUCUUUUAUCUAAGUACCAGUUUCUUACGUACUUAGAUCUUGAAGGAGCAAAUUUUCUCAAUGAUGAGUCCAUGUUAGAAUUAACAAAGUUUCUUGCUAAUUUAACCUUUAUAAACCUUAGUCUAUGCUCCAAGCUAACGAGUUCAACCUUCUUCAAUCUCACAAGGAACUGUCCUUUGCUAAGCACUAUCAAUAUGGAGAGAACAAAUCUAGGGGUUGAAGAAUUUCCAACUGAAAUUGUGGUGAAUCCUCGAGUCAAGUCAUUACACUUUGCUUGGAAUAAUAGUUUGAAUGAUGAAUGCAUAAAAAUGGCAGCACAUGUUUGCCCUAAUAUAGAAGUGCUUGAUGUUACCUAUUGCUCGGGUAUUACAGAAGAAGGCAUCUUGGCUGUUUUGAAGAGUUGUUUGCAGAUUAGGUGCUUAGAGAUUAGUAGAUGCGAAGGGGUUAAGAAUCUUGAAAUCGACUUUGAACUUCCUAAACUAGAAGUUUUAGAGGCAGAGGGGUUGGGAAUUACCGAUGAAGCAUUGACUUUGAUUGGGAAGAGUUGUUGUCGGCUAUCACAUUUGAAUUUGGAAGGUUGCUUGAAUGUGACUGCAAGAGGAGUUGAAGGUGUGGUUGUAAAAUGCAAAGCAUUGAAAGAAAUGAAUUUGAGAUGGUGUAAUAAUGUGAGUGUAGAUAUUGUAGUUUGGAUGGUGCUUUCAAGGCCAUCUUUGAGAAAAAUUACCCCGCCAUGUGGUUCUGUACCUACUGUAAACCAAAGGGAAUUUUUCUUGCGCCAUGGAUGUUUAGUUCGUAAAGGAUAGCUUUUCCACAGAAAUUAAAUAUCAAUGUGUGCAAGUGCAUGUUCUAGUAAUUUGUUCUAGGCAACUAUAAGUAUUUGUUAUUAGUUUCAAAUCAUACACUGUUGUAGCAAAUUCAAAUACAAGAAGAGUUCAAGAGUGAAGUAGUCUUGUGUGAAAAAUAAGAAAUGAGUUUGAAUAGUAGUGAUUUGUAAUAGUAUGGUGAGUUUCGAUAAUGAGUUGUAACAGUAAAUAUCUUUUACCAUUCAAAAUACUAUUGGUACUCUCCAUAUUCUACAGAUUCAGUGUUCUAAUUUAUUUGUUCCGUUGAUUUAUUUAGAAUGGCGGGUUGGUUGUAAUAGAUCACUUUACUCUUAUUCGAGGGGUCAUUUGUUAAGUGUGCUUGAUGGCUCAAGUUUUUCUGCACGGGAAAUGCAUUUGUGAGUUAAUUUGCUCUCUUGCAAACAUGUGUCUGUUUUCACAAUAAAUUUUAG
Messenger RNA from Durio zibethinus, 2449 nucleotides. RefSeq names its product F-box protein At5g51380-like. The record is from RefSeq and is a predicted model, not a curated record. NCBI's taxonomy places the organism in Eukaryota, Viridiplantae, Streptophyta, Magnoliopsida, Malvales, Malvaceae. Gene Ontology annotation, cellular component: SCF ubiquitin ligase complex. Gene Ontology annotation, molecular function: protein binding. Gene Ontology annotation, biological process: SCF-dependent proteasomal ubiquitin-dependent protein catabolic process.